UACGGCCCGCGGGCCGGAACCGGCCCCCAAGGAGGUUCGAUCAGGCCCGCAGGAUAAUUUGAAAGUGGAAAAAAUGCAUAAAAAACAUGGAAUUAAUAUUUUUAAUUUGCUGCAAUUCAUGGAUUAUCCGCUAAGGGGCGCACUCUUUCCAUCAGAGUAGAAGACAAGCCGCAUCACUGAGACAGACUGAAAACAGCAGACGGUAUCAAUGCGCCAUCUGCUGCUUGUUACGACGUUGUUAAUACAUUGGUCUCUACCUCUCCGCUACACCCUCAUUAGCCAAAAUGUCGUUAUCCAAACGGAGAAAAGUAGAUAAGGAGUGUAGAAUUUUCAAAGAAAAAUGGACCACGUCCUAUUUAUUUACAGAGAUGCACGGAAAACCUUUGUGCUUGGUGUGUUUGCAACAAGUUUCGGUAUUGAAGGAAUAUAAUAUUCGACGCCACUACGAGACUCAUCACAGCGAAAAAUAUGACGGCUUGCAAGGACAACUGAGAAGAGAUAAGAUUAACGAAUUGCUGGCGGGUCUGAGGAAACAGCAGUCAACUUUCAUCAAGAGCCGAGAAGUCAGUGAAGCAGCGGUAAAAGCCAGCUACCUAAUUGCUAGCGAAAUAGCAUUAGCAUCGAAGCCGUAUUCCGACGGUGACUUUGUUAAACGAUGCAUGAUGAAGGCGGCUGAACUUGUAUGUCCCGAGAAGCGACAAGCUUUUGCCAAUAUUAGCCUGACGAGGAAUACUAUAGCAGAGAGGAUUUUGGAACUAUCGGCAGAUUUAGACAGUCAAUUGAAACAGAGAGCCAAGUCAUUUAUUGCAUUUUCCGUGGCAAUUGACGAGAGCACUGACAUCACAGACGUGGCCCAACUGGCCAUAUUUAUUCGAGGAGUUGAUGAGACAUUGACUGUUACUGAAGAGUUUCUUGAGUUGGUGCCAAUGAUGGACACCACAACAGCCGAGGACAUUUUCGGCUCUGUCGUUGCUGCAUUGGACAGAGUUGGAGUGGACUGGUCCCGCGCUGUCAGCCUGGCUACAGACGGCGCACCAUCCAUGGUCGGAAAGAAAGCAGGUGUCGCGACAAAGUUCAAAGACAAAGUACAAGCCCUUAAUGGAGGAGAUCGUUUCUGGACAUUUCACUGUAUUUUGCACCAGGAGGCAUUGUGUUGCAAGUCGCUGAAAAUGGACCACGUCAUGGAGGUGGUUGUUCGCACUGUAAAUUUCAUCCGGUCCAGAGGUCUGAACCAUCGUCAGUUUGACAAACUUCUCAGCGACAGCAACAUUACCCACAGCCUGCCAUACCACACUGAAGUGAGAUGGUUAAGCCGAGGCGCUGUGCUGAGGCAUUUCUUUGAUCUACGAGAGGAAAUCGGACAGUUCAUGGAGAAAAAAGGAAAACCGGUGUUGGAAUUACAAUCUCAGGAAUGGCUACGGGACCUUGCAUUCUUGGUUGAUAUUACUGAACACUUGAACAAUCUGAACAAAAUGUUGCAAGGCCGCAAAAAAAUUGUCACACAGUUUUCGGACAACAUACAUGCAUUUAAGUUGAAGCUGACUUUGUGGGAGAUGCAACUGGCAAAUGGCAUCCCUGCUCAUUUCCCCCGUCUGAGAGAAGUGUGUGUGACCAGACCUGAUGCGGACAUGAAACGGUACAAAGACAAAAUUGCAGGACUACUGCAGGAGUUUGAGAAACGUUUUCAGGUAUUUGGUGAACUUGAGACAGAAUUUUCAGUUUUUCGCUCACCUUUCACAGUUAAAGCUUCUGAUCUGCCGGUCGAAAUUCAGCUAGAGAUAAUUGAUUUGCAAUGUGAUGCAGAUUUGAAGGGCAAAUUUGCCUCUGUAGGUCUGGACAGAUUUUAUCAGUAUCUACUACCAGGGUACCCCAAAUUAACAACCCUGGCUGCUAAAAUUUUGUGCAUGUUUGGGACAACCUACCUUUGUGAACAAAUUUUCUCAGUGAUGAAUCUCAAUAAAACAAAAAUGCGUUCAAGGCUCACAAACAAGCACUUAAAUGACAUUCUGAAAGUGACAGCUAGUCAGGACAUGACACCUGGUGUUGAUGCACUUGCACAGGCCAAAAGAUGCCAAGUUUCAGGAACAAAUACAAGUCCAGACUAG
This is a messenger RNA of Corythoichthys intestinalis (scribbled pipefish), 2105 nucleotides long. RefSeq names its product general transcription factor II-I repeat domain-containing protein 2A-like. NCBI's taxonomy places the organism in Eukaryota, Metazoa, Chordata, Actinopteri, Syngnathiformes, Syngnathidae. Bases 285 to 2105 code for a protein of 606 amino acids. The record is from RefSeq and is a predicted model, not a curated record. The transcript has a single exon.